Molecule: messenger RNA, 1226 nt
Organism: Formica exsecta
Lineage: Eukaryota; Metazoa; Arthropoda; Insecta; Hymenoptera; Formicidae
Product: putative nuclease HARBI1
Exons: 2
Coding region: 1-876 (291 amino acids)
Source: RefSeq, a predicted model, not a curated record
AUGCCGAAUUGUUGGGCUAAAGGCUGUAAAAGCCGAAAUAACAAUAGCCAGAAAAAUAAAAUACAAUUACAAUGGGAACAAUCUCAUAACCUUUUAAGAUUAUUAUCCGUUGCAGAGCGAUUUGGAGUAUCAAAAGAUACUAUAUGGAGAUGUGUUUUUAAUGUGGCAUAUGUAUUAGAGCAACACAUUGAAAAUUAUAUAAAAUGGCCAGAGGUUCAUGAAUUAUUAAAUAUACAACAGGAAUUUGCUGCUAUGAACGGUUUCCCAGGUGUAGUGGGUGUCAUUGACGGAUGCCAUAUUCGCAUUAGUGCCCCUAUUGAACAUUCAAAUAGUUAUAUAAAUAGAAAAAGCUUUCAUUCUAUAGUAUUGCAAGGAAUUUGUGAUCAUAGAAUGAAAUUCAUCGAUAUUUUUACGGGAAUUUGUGGUAGUGUUUAUGAUUCCCGAGUUUGGCGGUUAAGUGAUAUAAAACAUAUGAUAGAUCAUGAUGUAGAAAGAUAUUUUCCAGAACAUAGUCAUUUAUUAGCUGAUUCUGCAUAUUCGCUCUCAUAUAAUAUGCUUACCCCAUAUCGUGAUAAUGGUCACUUAAAUCAUAUACAACACAAUUAUAAUACUAAAUUAGCAAAAACUCGUGUCACAAUUGAAAGAGCGUUUGGAAUGUUAAAAGAGCGAUUUCGAAAACUAAAAUAUGUAUAUAUGUAUAACACAGAAAUGAUACCAUUACUUAUACUUGCGUGUUGUGUUUUACAUAACAUUUGUAUUGACAAUGAAGAUGAGCCAUUUGACAUUUUCAAACCACCGGACAAUGAAUACAAUAAUCAUACUUAUGCAUUUAUGCAAGCCGCCGAAAAAAGAGAAAUUAUUGCGCAAUUACUUUAAUUUAUAAUAAAGAAAAUAUGAUACAAACAGUGCACAAUAAUGCAAGAAUUACAUCAAUCCAAAAACGUGCUAGUUGGUUUAUUGAUUAGAAAUUUUUAUUCUCUGUAUGAUGGCCUUAUAUAUAUAUUUCUUUCAUAUAUAAUAUUAUGUAACCGCUUUUGUUGUGUUUUCAUUGUACUUUUACUGAGGAUGUUUAGAAGCUAAGAAAAAGUUUUAAUUACAAUUGAUUGCUCAAUAUUUUAUAAUAAAUAUUUGCUGAUAUGAAAUGAUUAUUGUAAUUUUUUAAUUACAGCAUCAGCGUUUGGUUCUUAUCUGUAAUUUAUUUAUUAAUUUUUCUACUUUCUUUGAAU